Messenger RNA from Pseudopodoces humilis (Tibetan ground-tit), 1476 nucleotides. NCBI's taxonomy places the organism in Eukaryota, Metazoa, Chordata, Aves, Passeriformes, Paridae. The record is from RefSeq and is a predicted model, not a curated record.
GCCCCGAGCCAAGAUGGCGGCGGCCGCGCGCGCGCUGCGGGUCCUUUCCCGUGUCCCCAGCGCCACCCGGCAGCUCCACACCACCCCCGCCUGCCUCAAGACGCGGGCGGCGCGGGUGCGUGUGGGCAAGGGGGACAAGUUGGUGACGUACGAGCAGGCCCACGCGCCACACCACAUCGGGCACCGCAAGGGCUGGCUGUCCCUGCACACCGGGAACCUGUGUGGCGAGGCGGGCGCGGCGCAGCGGGCGGUGGAGGACGCGUUCCUGCGGCGGUUCCUGUACGGGACCUUCCCGGGGCUGCUGGCGGACGAGGUGGUGCUGAAGCGCCGCGGGAACCUGCUGGUGAUCUGUGCCCUGCUGGGCCGGGCACUGCCACCCCACAAACUCUACUUCCUGCUGGGCUACACCGAGACCCUGCUCAGCCACUUCUACAAGUGCCCCGUGCGCCUGGAGCUGCAGACCGUGCCCGCCCGCGUGCCCUACAAGUACCUGUAGGGCCGGGAAUGAACCUAUAGGUGUCCCCAUGGAAUGGUCUGUGCCCUACAAGUACCUGUAGGGCCGGGAAUGAACCUAUAGGUGUCCCCAUGGAAUGGUCUGUGCCCUACAAGUACCUGUAGGGCCGGGAAUGAACCUAUAGGUGUCCCCAUGGAAUGGUCUGUGCCCUACAAGUACCUGUAGGGCCGGGAAUGAACCUAUAGGUGUCCCCAUGGAAUGGUCUGUGCCCUACAAGUACCUGUAGGGCCGGGAAUGAACCUAUAGGUGUCCCCAUGGAAUGGUCUGUGCCCUACAAGUACCUGUAGGGCCGGGAAUGAACCUAUAGGUGUCCCCAUGGAAUGGUCUGUGCCCUACAAGUACCUGUAGGGCCGGGAAUGAACCUAUAGGUGUCCCCAUGGAAUGGUCUGUGCCCUACAAGUACCUGUAGGGCCGGGAAUGAACCUAUAGGUGUCCCCAUGGAAUGGUCUGUGCCCUACAAGUACCUGUAGGGCCGGGAAUGAACCUAUAGGUGUCCCCAUGGAAUGGUCUGUGCCCUACAAGUACCUGUAGGGCCGGGAAUGAACCUAUAGGUGUCCCCAUGGAAUGGUCUGUGCCCUACAAGUACCUGUAGGGCCGGGAAUGAACCUAUAGGUGUCCCCAUGGAAUGGUCUGUGCCCUACAAGUACCUGUAGGGCCGGGAAUGAACCUAUAGGUGUCCCCAUGGAAUGGUCUGUGCCCUACAAGUACCUGUAGGGCCGGGAAUGAACCUAUAGGUGUCCCCAUGGAAUGGUCUGUGCCCUACAAGUACCUGUAGGGCCGGGAAUGAACCUAUAGGUGUCCCCAUGGAAUGGUCUGUGCCCUACAAGUACCUGUAGGGCCGGGAAUGAACCUAUAGGUGUCCCCAUGGAAUGGUCUGUGCCCUACAAGUACCUGUAGGGCCGGGAAUGAACCUAUAGGUGUCCCCAUGGAAUGGUCUGUGCCCUACAAGUACCUGUAGGGCC